AAGGCACCGACGACCUUCCGUCUGGUCGAUGGACAUGAGCAGUUCAUUCAGAAAUAGAGAGCGGCCUCCGGCCUCCCAUUCCCCAGGCUGGAUGCAUGCAUGCAUGCAUGCAUAAGCCUAAUCCGUCUCAGAGUUUUAACGACUCCCCGGCGUUUCCGCCAGUCGCGUAAGGUAACGUAACGUAACGUCGACGACGACGACGACGACUAUCGAUCGAUCGAUCUUCUUCUUCCCCCGGACCGGGACCCGUCUUCUUCCGCAGCUCCUCGAUCUAAUCGAUUCAUGGAGCGCCUGCUUGGGCUGCUCAAGGUGAAGGUGGUGCGCGGGUUGAACCUGGCCAUCUGCGACCCCCUCUCCCACAGCAGCGACCCCUACGUCGUCAUCCGCCUCGGACAGCAGAAAGUAAAGUCCAGCAUCAAAUAUAAAACCAUCAACCCAGAAUGGAACGAGGAGCUCACCUUGUCUAUCACAAACUGGACGCUCCCGGUUAAAAUUGAAGUCUUUGACCAUGACACUUUCACCAAGGAUGACACCAUGGGCGAUGCAGAGUUCGGCAUCCUUGACUUCGUCGAGAUCGCCAUGAAGGACCUGAGCCAUGUCCGUGAUGACACGGUGAUGAAGACGUUCCACCCUGAAGAGGACAACUGCUUCUCGGCCGACAGCCACAUCACAUGGAAAGAUGGGAAGGUCUCUCAGAAUAUCUACCUGAAGCUGAGGAACACCGACACUGGCGAGAUCGUCAUGCACCUGGAGUGGGUUAACAUCCCAGGCAUGGCGCGGUGAUUUGAUUUGCAGAGGCCAGAUAUUGGUUGCUUUUCGUGAUCGUAAUGUUUCUUCCUCCAUGAGCUGUGAAAAUAAGCAACGUCUAUUGCAUGCCUGACAUAGCAUCCACUGUAAUGAUCUGUGGAUCUCACCAGGGCUUUGCUUAACGUCUAUAAGCAACGUCCUGGUGAGAUCCACAGGUCAUUACAGUGGGCGUUUCGUAAGGCAUUCGCUAGACUUAUGCUACUAUGGUAAUGCUUGCUUUCAGUUUUGAUUCUACAUAUGUUGUAUGGGGUUUUAAUACAAAAAGGUAUAUUUUGUCCUGAGACACAUGUAUAGCAACUCCAUGUUAAUUUACUAUAUCGAUCAUAUUAUCAACACACAGUUGAAC
This is a messenger RNA of Hordeum vulgare subsp. vulgare (domesticated barley), 1153 nucleotides long. Its product is annotated as protein C2-DOMAIN ABA-RELATED 5-like. The transcript is spliced from 3 exons. Bases 283 to 783 code for a protein of 166 amino acids. The record is from RefSeq and is a predicted model, not a curated record. NCBI's taxonomy places the organism in Eukaryota, Viridiplantae, Streptophyta, Magnoliopsida, Poales, Poaceae.